Messenger RNA from Octopus sinensis (East Asian common octopus), 8596 nucleotides. RefSeq names its product peroxisomal biogenesis factor 19. The coding region runs from base 163 to 1383 and encodes 406 amino acids. NCBI's taxonomy places the organism in Eukaryota, Metazoa, Mollusca, Cephalopoda, Octopoda, Octopodidae. Gene Ontology annotation, cellular component: peroxisomal membrane; peroxisome. The record is from RefSeq and is a predicted model, not a curated record. Gene Ontology annotation, biological process: protein import into peroxisome membrane. The transcript has 9 exons.
AAAUAAAAAUAUAAAUAUUUUCUUUCAAAAAUUCCCAACAGGGGAACAUACAGACAAAUAAACGUUUCGAAACUUAGUAUCAUUACGCCCUCUAUCAAGAAAGAGAUAGUGUUAAGGGCAGAGCACUGACAACAGCCUGCGUUGGAGCAGUGCUACUGCAAAAUGUCGUCGAUAGGUGAUUCAAGUCGACCAGACGCCUCUUCCACAUCAGACACUGACAAACCUGAAAGUACAGGAGCCUGCACUGAUACAGCAAAUCUCAACAAGAAUAUUACAGGAGAAUCUGCUUCUCAUAAUGUCCUGACAGAUACAGCGUCGGGAAUAACCCACUCUGAUGUUGCAGCAUGCGGUGGUGGUGCUGGGUCGUUGGAACAUCUUUUGACCGUUCCGACUUCUGCUUUGGAAGCUACGGAUAGCGAAGUUGACGAUGAGCUUAUAGAACUGCUUGACAGUGCAUUGCAAGACUUUGAACCAGCUGCAGAUACUGGCUAUGCUACUUCAGCAUUAGCAGAUAAUGAUACCGCUACCCAAGCAACACCUGCUGGCACAACUACUUCUGAAGUAUUAAAAGGAGACAGAGAUUCUGAUGCUGCAAAUGAGAAUGUCCUCCAAUCGUCUUCAUCAGCUUCAUACAUGUCUACUCCAUUUAAUAGUCCCAACUUGCCUCAUUCUGAAAGAAGAAAUGAUACGGCAGGUAGGGAUCUAGCUGAACAGCUUGAUGAAGCUAUGCAUUCUUUCAUUAAUGAAGACCCUGUACUUAUACAAAACAUCGAAAUCCUUGCCAAAGCAGCAGAAUCUGCUGGUGAUUCUCCUGAGGCCCAAAAGGAAUUUGCAGACACACUUGCUAAAACACUAAGUAGUUUAGCCCAAAAUGCAGAAGGAUUACAGGAUCAGUUAAAUGAAGAGGGUCUAAAUCAAGCAUUCAACAAUCUUGGCCUAAACCCAGGAGGAGGCAUUGAUGGUGGAGGGAAUAGCAGUGGCAGCAGUGGGAACAAUCCAGAUAUUCUGCCUGUCAUGCAAAACAUGAUGAAAACCCUUUUAUCAAAGGAAGUUUUGUAUCCCUCCUUGAAAGAAAUUUCUCAAAAGUAUCCUAAAUGGCUAGAGGAAAAUUCUGGAAAGACAGACAAGAAGUUGAUUGAGAACUAUAAACAUCAGUAUACUUUGAUGAAGACAAUUUGUAAUGAGUUUGAGAAAGAAACAACCACAGAUAGUGAUGAUGUUAAAAAUGACAGAUUUAAUAAGAUCCUAGAGUUCAUGCAAGAAAUGCAAGAAUUAGGACAACCUCCUAAAGAAAUACUUGGAGAGAUGGCACCUGGGUUGGAAUUUGAUGCAAACGGCUUUCCAAAGUUGUCUCAUUCUGGUGACCAAUGUUCUAUAAUGUGAGUGGACUCAAAAUAAUACUUGCUUUCCUCUCAACACAUUCCAGGAAACAAAAAGGUAAAAAAAAAUAUAUAAAAAUAUAAAAAUCAACUUCAAAACAAACCAAUGAGAGACAAUAAUGUCAUAAGUGAAUAAGAAACAUUGCAAAAGACCAAGAAUGAGAAGAAUUAUCUGCAGACAUGAGGUUGCUAAUAUGGAUGUGCUGAGAACUGUUCCAAAUAUACAAGCUGUGAUCUUUAUUAUUUUUUUUUUUGUCUUUCCCUCACCACUACUAUCUUCCAAUGAACCAUUACUUAAUCCUCCAACCCAAGAUAAACUUUUGGGAUUAUGUUGAUACCUCUUUAUUCUUUUUAAAAUACCCUAACUUCACCCUUCUUUUUUUAGCCUUCCCUUAUCUGUAUAGCAUCCUGUUUGUGUUCCAAUCGUUUUGUUGUACACAUGUAGAUGCAUCUACAUAUGAGUUCUUCUAUUUAUAUGAACAUGCGUGAGUGUAUACAUAAAUGUGUGUGUGUGUGUGUAUUUAUUGCAUGACUCUAUGCAUGCAUAGAUAGACAGAUGAGCAUAGUUGCCAUAUGGAGUUCAGUUAUAAAGAUAAAUUCUGACAAAUUUUCUUCUUUAAAGAAAGUCAAAUUUGCUUUUGCUCACCUCUCACUCUUUACUUUCUUUCACUGCACUUUAGUUAUCUCCAUUUUGAAUUUGAGUCAAUCACUUUACUUUACUUUGAUAUGUAUUUCCUAAUAAAAUAUAAUGGUCGUUUUCUUUUUUUUAACCUUAGUGUUAUGUUGGUAUAUUGGUAACUACUUUCAGGAUCUGUAGUGCACAUACAGAGUGUUUACCUGGUCUGGAAUUUAGCACCAAUCUUGAUUGAUAAUAAAUUUAUUUUUUAAAAAUUCAAAUGAAAAGAAAAUGAUACCUAAUCUCAAUUUUAAAAAUUGGUGCAUUAUAUGACCAUUUCAUAUGUUCUAGAGCUUUUACUCUUUUUUUUUUUUGUUGGAAGCAAAUAGUUCCUUCAAAAUUAGUUGUUUGGAGGUCUCUUUGUUUCCCUAAAUUUCCUUCCCUCUGACAGUUACAUAUCACACUCCAUUUUAUAGGAGAAUUCAUGGAUGAGUGCAGUUGUCAUGAGUAGUGAAGGAGGCCUUGCCUGGUGUCUGAAUGAGAAAGAGAAAGUGAAACAAAUAAAUAAAAAAAUGAAUUAAAGUGAAGGAACUAUGCGGAGAGUGAACAUGAGGCCAAGAAAGUAUCAAUUUGUGUUUGUGCGUGUGUGAGAGAAAGAGAGAGAGAGAGCAGGGUCAGCUUGGAGAAUGAAGAGGGAAGAAGUUAGAAUUGGAGAGGGAAAAUAGAAAAUGCAUUUGCUUGAAUCCACACAGAGAGAAGAUGGUGUUUAUGUCAGGAAGGGAAGUGGGGAAAUCAACAAUUAAAAGGAAUAGGAAAACAAAGACCAACUAUACCCUGAAAUUUAUUUUAAAAUGUUUAAGCAAAAAGCAUUUGUGGAAUUCUUAAUUUGUAGAUCAGAUUAUUUUAUUCCAUUUUAGUUAGCUAGAGAAUAUGAAUUGUAAUUUCCCCUGUACAAAAAGGCCUUAUCUGGUUGCAAACAUUUCAAUUGGGUUUUUGCCUAUUAAGCUCAUGUUUCAUUAUUAACUUUCACUUGUUUUCAAUAAACAUUUGAUAGAUAAUAUCUUGUUCUGCAGGAUGGCUUGUAGAAUAUUUUGCAUUAUUAACUGUAUAUUAUUAUGAUAUAGUUUGUAUGUAAUUAUCUCAUUUUCACUUGAUGUUAGUAAAAUAUUUUUGUUUGGAAGUUAAGAACAUUUGUGUCUUCAAGUUUGGUAUGUUCGUAGGUAUAUUUGUUCUUGAACUAUGGACUGCUAUUAAAAUAGUGUCUCUUCCUUAUAUCACAAAGUAAUUAAGAGAUAGUCUACACACCACCAAUCUAUCAACAUUUGCCCAGUCAUUUUUGUUUUUGUUUUUUUAAUCUGAAAUAAAUUUAUCUUUGAAGGAUAAAUGUUUCUCUAAAUUUAUAACUUGCCAAUAUAUAAAUUUCUAUUGAAACAUAGGACUACUUUAAAACAAUUUCUCUUAGUUUUAAGCUAAAUUUGAAUAUGAAUUGAAAGGUGAAAAAAAGUAUUUAUUAGAAGAGUAAUUUAAAUUUAUGAUUGUGAUAAAAUUAACUGGUAGCUCUAAAAUCAGAACUGUUAUCAGAAAUUAGCUUUGAUAAAAUUAACAUUCAAAAAUUCAUUAGUUAAUUGUUUUUGUUCUCAUUAAAGUUGACAGUAUCUACUGGUUUUGAACUGCUUACAUCAGUCUUAUUGCCUCUACAAAGUACAAUGCUUAACAUUGAAAUAUUCUUGCCAGGAUAUAUUUAUCUUCUCAGCCUUCUUUGCUGCAAUUGUUUAUAAUACCAAUCAUUUUAAUUAUGUGCAGUCAAAAAUUAACUUUAGUAUCAUUUUACAUUUCUGUCCUUUACUUUUUUUCCUCUGUAAAUUAAUUUGGUAAUAGCAGUCAUAUAUUUACAUGUAAAUUUUCAAAUAUUUACUUCUCACAUUGAAGGUCUCUUCUGCUUGGGGCAAAGAUAGAAGUAUAAUUGUUUUCUUAUUAAAUAAUUUUACAUUAAGGCUGUAUUGAUAAAUAAAUCUUUGUUCAUACAAGAACUCUUUUAUAUAUAUGUAUAUAUUGUGAUACAGGAAGACUUCAGAAUGUUAAAACUUAGAAUUUUUUUAGGUAUUUUUUUUAUAUGGUAAUAAUUUCAUAUAACUAGAUCUUGGCAUAUCUUGGAUAUUAUGUGAUAACUAUAUACAGACAGAUUAUCAUAUGCAGUGAUGUAAUUCUUUUAUAAGCAAAUCUUGACUUAAAGUUAGGUGAUAUUUCAUCAAAUGGUUAUCAUCUAGUAAUUUUAUGUUGACAAAUUUCAGCAUACUGGUAGAUGAGUUUUUGUAAUUAGAUCUUGACUUACAGUAAAACAAUUUUGUAUGGAAAAACACAAAUCAUCAUCAACCAGAUCCUGAUAUUGUGCCAUUGGAAUCAGUACAGAAUCAUGUUCAUAAUUAUAGCUAAAUUAGAAUUGUGAAAUAGAUUUUUCUGAUUAUUUUUUUCAUGCAAGUUCAUGUGUGUGUGCAUGUGUAUGUGCAAACAUGUGUAUGCAUGCACAUUGUAUGUGUGUGUGUAGAAAACUAUCUUUUUUUAAAUUUUUUUAUCAGAAAUAUUUUUAUUUGCCUAUUGUUUUUAUCAAUAAACAAAGCAAUAUUUUUCUCUUUUAUCAUUCAUACCUGUGUCAGUAUAUAUCUGGUUUUAUUUAAAAUUUCAAAUAUAUUUAUUAUUAAGCUUUCAAUGUAAACUGUCAAAUUUGAAGGUAAAAAUUGAAAUGUUGGUCUAACUAUAACUUAUAUUUCUUUUUAAUGUUACUGUAACAUCAAGAACAGCAACAGUAAUUAUACUAAUAAUUAUAUUUUGCUUCUGACAGGGUUUAAUGACUAAAUCAAUAUUGUUUCACUUUGCUUCAGGAUGGUUCAAGAUUUUGUUUAAGUAGUGCCUUGUAGAAUUUUUCCUUUUAACUAUUCAUUUGACAUUGUUUUGAUAAGACUUUAUGCUCAUAUUUAGUGUGGUUUGUUAAUGGUUUGAAAUGAUAGUGAGUCACUGCAGUGCUUACAGUCCUUCAAUUGAUAGUAAGUCAGUGCAGUGUUUACAUACUGCACACAAAAUGUAAGUAUGACAAUCAAAACAGCACUCUAAGAGAAAAAAAGGAACACCAGUGUACUUAUAAAUCUGUCAUCAACAUUGUUACUAGAUUUUUAUGAUCUACUUAAAUAUGUAUAUUCUUUUGUUAGUUUGCAUUUGAUUAUUAUCAGGGUAUCAAAAUGACUCCAUCUUUGUCAGUUUUUUUAUAUGCCAUACAUUUACAUUUUCUGAAACUAAUUUUAAUUUUUAUACUCUUUGCUUUAUACCAAACAUUGUAAUUGUAUGGAUCUUUGUGACAAAAUGGAGAUUGAAUUAAAACAGUUUUAUGUCCUAGAUAUAUUGGAUUAAAAAGAUCUUAUGUUUGGUCUACUAUAAUUUUUUUGUCUAUAUUUAUUCUAAGGAUGUAUAAUAGCUUCAAAUUUUGUUUAGCUCAUCAAUUAAGACUCCCCAACUCUCUAUUUUCUCUUUCUUUUUAAUUUUAAGAUUAGUUUCUAAAGAAAUACAUUUUCUAAACCAGAGAUUUCUUUGAUUUUGUGUAAAAGAGUUUAAGUAUUUUCCUUUUUCAACACAAUUCCUUCCAAUUCCUGUACAAAAUGAUAGUUGGAUAAGAAAAUAAUGUUAUGGAUGUAUAACUUGUGUACAAAAUGUACUUCAUUUCAAAAUAAUUAACUUUAGGUAGCUUAGUUUGUAAUUUUAAAGAUAGGAAUAUGAGGAGAGAGUUGAAAUGUAUCUUACAUUUUCAUUGUAUUUUUCCCCAUUUGUUUUUAAUGCUGUCUGUAUGUAUUUUUGUGUCUCUCUUUGUAUUUGUGUUAUUCUGAACACCUCUAUAUUAAUGCAUAAUCAAUCAUGCAUUUAUAAGCAAGUAUUGCAUGAAUGUAGAAAUUUAUGCUCAUACAUAUGCUGGCAAAAACAAGAAAAAAGCAUGCAUGUACAAUAUACACUUCACUUUGUACAUCAACACUUCUUUUAAAGAAUUAAUUUGAUAAGCUUAUGUAGAAUUCUUUAUUUUGUUUUAUCAUUUGUCUUUUUUUUUUUUUGAAUGCUGGGUAGAACAGAACAGUAAGUUUGGAUCAGUUUUGUACAUUCAGAGGGUUAUUAGCUGAAUUCUAUAUAUUUCACAAUGGAAGAGAAAAGUACAUUUUCUGCAACAGUAAUAUUGCCGGCCAUUCCCCUCCCACAUUCUUUGUAUUAUUUUUUGCAAGCAUUUUUAUUUUGUUUAUUUAUUUUAUCUUCUUUUGUUUGGAAUUUGUUUUUUAAGCAAAAAAAUAAAAAAUUAAUCAAGAAUUAUUUAAUUGUUUCUUCGGGAACAUUGAAGAAAUUCUUUUUACAAGGUAAUUCUGUUCAGUUUUAUAAAGAGCAGAAGUGAUAAUUCUACAACACUAACGACAAUAAAAAAUUAUUCAAGAAAAAUGAAAUUUGUUUUCUAUUUCAUUUUUGUUUUUUGUUUUUCUUUUGUUUUAUUUUGUUCAUUGUCUAAAACAUACACACACACACACACACACACACACACACAUUUUUUAUGUGAGGAAGAAACAGCAAAUGAACAGAAUUUAAUGAUACCAAUUUGAAAAUCAGCUGAAAUCAUACCAGUUUUCCAAAAGAAUAAUCUAAAUAAAGUGAAGCGGUUUUAGUGUUUUGUAAAGCAGAUGUAGUUUAUAAUGUCUUUUUACUGAUGUCAAUAAUUUGGAUAAGUACCAGAUAAGUCCUGGGGACUGAGUUAAGCAACUCUCUUCCUCCAAAUUGAGGCCUAUAUCAGUAAUCAAUAAUUUGAAGAAAGUUUAAUUCCAGAAAGCCACAAAAAUUCAUUGUUACCAUUAACAAGGUUUUAAAGUACUAUAAAGGUGACUUUGAGAAUUUCAAUAACCAAAAAAAUGGUCCUUGUACUUCCUAUCAGAUCUUAAGUUCAUUUUAUUAGCAUUCAUAAAUGAAUUAAAAUACAUCAUUAAUAAAUUAUUUUCUUAUCUCAUUUUAACAGUAUAGCAUAACAAAUUGCUUUUCAAAAAAUUUUCUAAUUUAAUGUAAUAUUCAAAAGAGAAUUUUGUUUUUGCAGUGUAUGUUGUCUCCUUGUAAUUUUCAGACAAAAAGUUUCCAAUAUUCCUUCUAUUGCAGAUGAUAAAAACAAACUAGAAAUGGACAUCAAUAUAACCUUCUAAAUACAAAAUAAGCUUCUUUUUUUUCCUUUCUUAUUUUCUUUAAUCCCAAUAGAUGAGGUUUUCCAAUGCUUCCUUUGUCUUAAUGCUGAAGUGAAAUAUUAGUGAAAUGGUUCGCAAAAUGAAGAAAUUGAUUUUCAUCAAUUUGUAAUCAUAUAUUAAAUAAUAUUAAAAUUAUAUAAUGAAGAAGAACCAAGAAUUCAUUUGAUAAAUAUAUAAAAAAUAAAACUUUAAAGUAAAUUUACAUUUUAGUAAAGCGAUUUGUGAAAUCAGAAAAUUAAGAAAGUGGAUUUGUAUUUAAAAAUAUUUCAGCUAAUCAUAAUUUAUCUUAAUUGGGUACUGAAUUAAAUACUUUAAAUGUUCUAACAAAAAGAAUAACUACUAGUUAUUUUUAAAAUAAAAUAUAAUUAUAAUAAUAAAUAUAAUUAUCAUUUUUCUUUUCAUUCUUACGGAGUUGUUAAAAAGUUAUAUGAAGUAGAAAUUGCUAUUAAAGCUUAGUUUUGCUAUAUUUUAUUUGUGAUGUGAGCUGUACACACAUUUUGCAUCAUCUUCCAUCAUUCCAAUUAGCUACAUGUCAUCUCACUCUUGUUUCUAAGCCAAUGCACUUUAAUUCUUUUCUCCAUCUAAUUUUGUUUCUUCAUAAUAUGGUUCUCACUUCAUACAUAAUUCAUAAAAUACAUCUUAUUUCUAUAAUAAACAUGCUUCUCUCAUAAUCCCUUUUUAUGUAUAUACUGCUACAUUCACCGGCAUAAACAUGUGUUUUACCUUAUACCUAGGCACAUUACUCAUUCUCUUUAACUAGGGACACUGCUUGGCUCUUGCCCCAGUGUUUUGUUGCCUUUUAAAUGAGUCUUUCAUUGAUUUUUUUUUUUAAUUCAAAUUGAACUCAGAUCCUAAUUGCACUGUUAACAAGAGAAGAAAAAGAGAAAUUAUCUUAUGGUGAUCUGUCAUUUACAAUAAUAUGAAACAUCUUGCAAAUAUUUAUUAUUCUAGUUCUUUGUUUAAUGGCUGUACACUGAUGGAAAUGUAGUUUUUAUUAGUUUUUAUUUUUAGAGCAGAUCUAUGUUACAGAUUUGUACUGAAUGAAAAUGAUUAUCUUAAAUUUCACUAUUGGCUUAAUUAUUUUUAUGAUAAUAUAAGUUGAACAUUGUGUUGUUAGCUUAACAUUUUUCAAAUCAACAAUCUUUUGCAAGAGAUUCUAGUGGUGAACUGAUUUACAGUCUGUGGUCACAAGCAGUCUGUUGCUUUAACUUGGCAGCAUCAGUUGGCUGAUCUACAUUCAAUCAUAUUACAUACUUCAGGCUAUGGCAGUUAAAAAAAGGACACAGUCACCAGGUCUAUUUCCUACACUUAGUAGAUUUGAUGUUAUACAAGUAAUAAAAUAUUUCCAAGAUUUA